GAGGAGAGCCCGGGUCUCGAUUAGUGACUCUUUCGAUUCCUUUUGCUAUGUAUUUCUGUCUCUUCCUUGACAAUCCCUGAAUUCUUGCACUGUCCCCCCGGACUUUGUGUUUACAAAGUGCCUAGAGGCUCUUGUGAGCCUGGUGGGGGAGAAGAGAAAUCUACCAACUCUAUCCAACUUCUCCUGAGCUGUCAACUGCAAUUAGAGUAAGUUGAUCAGGGUUUGUUUCCAACUUCCUCUCUCCAAUUGGUUUCUAAUCUUUCUCCCCACCCUCUUGUUACUCGCUCCCCUCCCCCACACCUUCCCCCACUGUCUCCCCUCCCUCUGAAGACCUCUAUUCAUGUGGCCCUGAACACUGAGACCAGCUUUGCCUGCGCUAGCCGCCACCAGCCUCCUUGCACCUCACCCCCACCCCCCAGAGGCAGUAAUCAUUGUGUCCAACAAGAUGGGGGACACAGCGCCCCCGCAGGCCCCCGCAGGAGGGUUAGGGGGGGCUUCUGGGGCGGGGCUCCUUGGAGGGAGCUCAGUCACCCCGAGAGUGCACAGUGCUAUUGUGGAGCGCCUGCGGGCUCGCAUUGCUGUCUGCCGACAGCACCACCUGAGCUGUGAAGGACGCUAUGAACGUGGUAGGGCCGAGAGCUCAGACCGAGAAAGGGAAAGCACCAUGCAGCUCCUCAGCCUGGUCCAGCAUGGCCAGGGGGCAAGGAAGCCUAGCAAACAUGCUAAGGCCACAGCCACGACUGCCACCACCACAGCCCCUCCACCGCCCCCUGCUGCUGCUCCUGUGGCCUCCCAGGCAGCAGCCACAGCCCCACCACCUCCACCAGACUAUCACCAUCACCAUCAGCAGCACCGGCUGACCAGUAAUGAUAAUGGUGGGAUAAACCGAGAGCAGCAGCCUGCAGCUUCGACCCCCGCGGACCAGCGGAACUCCGCCCUGCUUGCGCUCCAGGGCUCCCUGAAAAGAAAACAAAUCGUCAACCUGUCUCCUGCCAACAGCAAGCGGCCCAAUGGCUUUGUUGACAGCUCAUUCCUUGACAUCAAAAGAAUCAGGGUUGGGGAGAACCUUCCUACAGGUCAGGGGACCCUCUCGGUGAAUAAUGGACAAAGUCAUAUGAUGUCAGGGCCCUUGCCCAUGAGCCAAGCAUCCCUGAGAAAGACUAACGCUCUACCACCGCCUGCGCAUUCUCCUGGCAACAACAUGUUUAACAUGGGCUUAAAGGAAGUGAAAAAAGAGCCCGGGGAGACCCUGUCUUGCAGUAAGCACAUGGAUGACCAAAUGACACAGGAGAGUGUUUUUACUAACAGGUUUGGAGAUGAUCCUGGAGAUCAGCUGAUGGACCCCGAGCUGCAGGAGCUGUUCAACGAACUGACCAACAUCUCGGUGCCUCCCAUGAGCGACUUGGAGCUGGAGAACAUGAUCAAUGCCACCAUUAAGCAGGAUGACCCAUUCAGCAUUGACUUGGGUCAACAAAGCCAGAGGAGCACACCGAGACCCUCGAUGCCCAUGGAGAAGAUCGUUAUCAAAAGCGAAUACUCACCUGGCUUGACGACGCAAGGCACUUCAGGCUCUCCCCAGCUGAGGCCCCCAUCCGCCGGCCCCGCGUUUUCCUUGGCCAACUCUGCUCUCUCCACUUCAUCCCCAAUCCCCACAGUCCCCCAGAGUCAACCUCAGCCCCAGACAGUGUCAGGAGCAAACAGGGCCCUACCAAGCUGGCAAGAAGUCUCCCAUGCCCAGCAACUCAAGCAGAUAGCUGCAAACCGCCAGCAGCACGCGCGGAUGCAGCAGCAGCAACAACAGCAACAGCAGCAGCAGCAGCAGCAGCCACCUCCCAGCUGGCCACCCUUGCAGUCCUCUGCUGGGCCAUCCCCAGGGGCAUUUGUGCAGGAAAAAAUCCCCAGUCCUUCCUUUGCCCAGCAGCCAUUCAGCCCACAGGGGUCACCCAUGCCUGGGGUGGCUGGCAGCAGCAACCAGCCCAAAGCAGCGGCCAACUACACAUACAAGGCUAGCCCCUCAGCUCAGGCCGGACACCUGGAUGUGCUUCUGCAGCAAAAGUCUCAGGACAUCAGUCGAGGUUUCAUUAACAACCCACACCCAAGCCUGGAGCCCCGCCAUGGCAAUACCAAGCCUUUGUUCCAUUUUAACUCAGACCAAGCGAACCAGCCGAUGCCUUCUCUUCUGCCUUCCCAGAACAAGCCUCCUCUUCUGCACUACACACAGCAGCAGCAGCAACAACAACAGCAAAGCUCAUUGGUAGCUCAGCAGCAGCAGCAGCCACAGCCACAAAACUCAUUGGUAGCUCAGCAGCAGCAGCAGCAGCAGCAACAACAACAGCAGCAGCAGCAAGGUUCAAUGACAGUGCAGCAGCAACAGCAGCAACAGCAGCAACAGCAGCAGCAGCAGCAGCAGCAGCAGCAGCAGCAGCAGCAGCCGUCCCAACCCACCCAACCUUUAUCAAGCCAGCCUUUGCUAAGGUCACCCUUACCACUUCAGCAAAAGAUCAUACUUCAGAAAAUGCAGAACCAAUCCAUUGCAGGCCUGGGAUAUCAAGUCACUCAACAGCACAGACAGGUAAGGGCUCCCACAGAUGAUUCGUUUGGUUAUUAUGCUUUAUGCAUAUGGUGAGGCAUGAUUAAUGCCAGAAAAUCCCGU
Acomys russatus (golden spiny mouse) is the source of this 2653-nucleotide messenger RNA. It is a transcript of the gene Maml2, whose product is annotated as mastermind like transcriptional coactivator 2. The coding region runs from base 446 to 2626 and encodes 726 amino acids. Gene Ontology annotation, biological process: Notch signaling pathway; positive regulation of transcription of Notch receptor target. Lineage: Eukaryota; Metazoa; Chordata; Mammalia; Rodentia; Muridae. Gene Ontology annotation, molecular function: transcription coactivator activity. Gene Ontology annotation, cellular component: nuclear speck; nucleoplasm. The transcript is spliced from 2 exons. The record is from RefSeq and is a predicted model, not a curated record.